GUUUUUUUUGGCAUAAUUUAGUAUCGAGCUAGCUUGGUGGUGACUGACUGUAGCGUACAGAGCCAGCUACAGCAUGUCUAGAUUUUGUAUAUUACUAAUACUUGUUUCUGUGAUUUUUGAUUCGACCUUUUCUAUUACGUUCUAUUUACCGGUGAAUCUAAGAAAAUGUUUGCGGGAAGAGAUCCACAAAGACGUGCUGGUUACAGGCGAAUACGAAGUUAGCGACCAACCAAAUGCGAAAACCAAUCUCAAGAUCACAGAUUCAUCAGGUCACACCUUGUACUCCAAGGAGGAUGCUUCAAAGGGAAAAUUUGCCUUUACAACAGAGGACUAUGAUAUGUUUGAGGUUUGCUUUGAAAGCAAAUCCCCCCUAGGUACUGGAAGGGUCCCAGACCAGCUAGUCAAUUUAGACAUGAAGCAUGGUGUGGAGGCAAAGAAUUACGAAGAGAUUGCAAAAGUUGAGAAGCUGAAGCCCCUAGAAGUUGAACUAAGACGCCUCGAGGACUUAUCGGAGUCCAUUGUGAAUGAUUUUGCCUACAUGAAGAAGCGUGAAGAAGAAAUGAGGGACACAAAUGAAUCCACCAACACGCGUGUCCUGUACUUCAGUAUCUUCUCUAUGUGCUGUCUAAUUGGGCUGGCAACAUGGCAGGUCUUCUAUCUGAGGCGUUUCUUCAAGGCGAAGAAGCUGAUUGAGUAAACCCAUCAAUGAAACGAUGACCAUCAUGUUGAGGACUUUUGGGAAAUGGUGUUUGCUGUACAAUUUGUGAAACAAUUGUUUUUUUUUGGAUGGGGGGGUCUCCCUUUACAAUUUAAAUGUAAAAUGAUUUGUCUUCUUUCAGCUUCAGUUUUUUUACCAGCCCCUCAUCUCUGGCACUAUUUGUUUUUAUUAGAAAUACAACCAAAUGUACUUUGAUACAUAUUGGUCUGAUAUUUUCUCAUUCAAUAUUCUUGUUACUAUUUUUGUUGUAGUAAAUGACUAAUACUGUAUGAAAAUAAACAUUACAUGUUUAAUGAGUGCUCAAAAACUCACCUUCAAACAUUCAGAUAUUGUUAGGUGAAAAUAACAUUUCCCCAAUAUGUCAGGUACAUGGUUGUUUUUUAUUAAAAAACGUUUUCACUUUGA
Oncorhynchus tshawytscha (Chinook salmon) is the source of this 1123-nucleotide messenger RNA. RefSeq names its product transmembrane emp24 domain-containing protein 10. Bases 74 to 697 code for a protein of 207 amino acids. Gene Ontology annotation, cellular component: Golgi apparatus; endoplasmic reticulum; COPII-coated ER to Golgi transport vesicle. Gene Ontology annotation, biological process: intracellular protein transport; endoplasmic reticulum to Golgi vesicle-mediated transport; Golgi organization. The transcript has 5 exons. The record is from RefSeq and is a predicted model, not a curated record. NCBI's taxonomy places the organism in Eukaryota, Metazoa, Chordata, Actinopteri, Salmoniformes, Salmonidae.